Messenger RNA from Bolinopsis microptera, 1314 nucleotides. Its product is annotated as UDP-glucuronosyltransferase 3A1-like. Lineage: Eukaryota; Metazoa; Ctenophora; Tentaculata; Lobata; Bolinopsidae. The transcript has a single exon. Gene Ontology annotation, molecular function: UDP-glycosyltransferase activity. The coding region runs from base 1 to 1314 and encodes 437 amino acids. The record is from RefSeq and is a predicted model, not a curated record.
AUGUUACUUCGUGUCAUCCUUCUUAUCCUUCCCAUCUCCCACACUUCCAACAUCUUCGCUGGAUCCCUCCUUGGUGGAAGUCAUCUUACUGCUCUUUACGACCUUGCCCUUAUCUUAGCAGAUUCUGGACACAACAUAACCUUCGUAAACAUUGUAUCAAGAGGACUGGACAAGUGUGUCCCACAUCCUAAUAUUCAUGUUGCCAAUAUUGUGGUGUGGGACAGUCAAGAUGAAGAUAUGAUGUGGAAGGAUUGUAUAGCAGAUGUUAUGAAAGGUGACAGUGGCUAUGCAUUGGAAGCGUUUGGACCUAGCUGCAUUGAGGUAUGGAGAGAGGUUUGGAAGAGAUCUGCUGGAGUUUUCUCAGGGGAGGAAGUGUUGGAUAUGUUUAGCAGAACUCAGUUUGAUGUUAUUCUAGGGGAGAAGGUUGAAAAUACUGGUUUGGCAUUGCUUGGUACCGUUACAAAUGUCCCUGUUGUAAAUUACGAGCCUAGUUUCAUGAUAGAGCUGGCACUGCUUCAUAAUAACCUCCCAAUGUUGGUUUUCAGUCAACCCUCUUUACUAUUGAAUCACAGAUUCCAUCGAUCUCCUUCAUUUACAGAGAAGCUAUCAGUGUUAAAAGAUGCUUUUAUAUUCUUGCCUUUUAUCCAGUCAGGGGCUGAAGCUAUGCAGCCCUUCUUAGAAAAGUUUGGAUUCUCCAGUUUACGAGAUGUUAAAAAUUCAGUAAAAUUGUAUCUUACUAACGACCAUCCUGCGUUCACUUUCCCGUUUCUUCGCCCCCCAAAUGAUAUCCCUAUAGGGUGUGCAAAUCUUUUGGAAAGUAAACAUGCUCCUAUAGAAUUCUCCCCUCAAAUUGUUCAGUUUUUAGAGGAGUCAGUCGGAAAGGAUGUUAUUUACGUCUCUUUUGGAUCAUAUGCAAAGAUGAGUGAUGUUCCCUGGUUUUCUGAACUCAUAAACAUCCUUAUUGAACUCGAUCUAAGAGUAAUAGUUAAAGUAGAUAAAUAUUGUGAUAAAAUAUUCCCUGAAUCUGUUUUACCGCUUGAUUGGGCACCCCAAAAAGAUCUCCUAAGAUCAGGAAAAGUAAAAGUUUUCGUCAGCCACUGCGGUAACAACGGUAGGUUGGAGACUAUUUUCUACAAUGUGCCUGCGUUGUGUAUUCCCCAGUUUGCUGACCAAUUCAUCAACGCAGAGCUAGUCAAGCUCAAAGGAUUUGGAGAGAGCUUGAUGAAGGAGGAUAUCCCGUAUCGAGCUAGAGAAGUAGUUACCUCAAUGAUCACUGAUCAUGGAACAUAUCAUGGGAAUAUGAAGAAAGCUUGA